Molecule: messenger RNA, 7877 nt
Organism: Trichosurus vulpecula (common brushtail)
Lineage: Eukaryota; Metazoa; Chordata; Mammalia; Diprotodontia; Phalangeridae
Gene: ITGA9
Product: integrin subunit alpha 9
Exons: 28
Coding region: 1-3111 (1036 amino acids)
Biological process (GO): cell adhesion mediated by integrin; integrin-mediated signaling pathway; cell-matrix adhesion
Cellular component (GO): integrin complex; external side of plasma membrane
Molecular function (GO): integrin binding
Source: RefSeq, a predicted model, not a curated record
AUGCGGGCUGGCGUCCGCCGGGGCCCCGGGGGGCUAGGGGCACUGCUCGCGGCGCUCGGGGCGGCGGCGCUGGCGCUCGGGGCGUCCGCCUACAACCUGGCUCCGGAGCACGCCGUGCUCUACCAGGGGCCCCCCGGCUCCUUCUUCGGCUACGCGGUGCUGGAGCACUUCUACGACAACACCCGCUGGGUCCUUGUUGGUGCUCCCAAGGCAGAUUCAAAGUACAGUACUUCUGUGAAGUCCCCUGGCGCUGUUUUUAAAUGCAGAGUCCACACUAACCCAGACCGGAGGUGCACAGAGCUGGACAUGGUUCGAGGAAAGAGUCGAGGCAUGUCUUGUGGGAAGACUUGUAAAGAAGACAGGGACGACGAAUGGAUGGGGGUCAGCCUGGCGAGGCAGCCCAAAGCCGAUGGGCAAGUGUUGGCCUGUGCACAUCGCUGGAAAAACAUCUACUAUGAGACAGAUCACAUCCUUCCCCAUGGCUUCUGCUACAUCAUCCCUGCCAAUCUCCAGUCCAAAGGCCGGACCCUGAUCCCGUGCUAUGAAGAGUAUAAGAAGAAGUACGGGGAGGAGCACGGCUCGUGCCAAGCCGGGAUAGCAGGCUUCUUCACUAGCGAGCUGGUUGUAAUGGGAGCUCCAGGUUCUUUUUACUGGGCGGGGACAGUCAAGGUCCUGAACCUCACAGACAACAUGUCCUUCAAGCUGAAUGAUGAGGCCAUCAUGAACCGGCGUUACACAUACCUAGGAUACGCGGUGACCGCCGGUCAUUUUGUACAGCCGUCCUCCACCGAAGUGGUAGGGGGAGCCCCUCAGGACGAAGGCAUCGGAAAGGUUUACAUUUUCAGAGCUGACCGAAGAUCAGGCUCCUUAAUUAAGAUAUUUCAGGCAUCUGGCAAAAAGAUGGGCUCUUACUUUGGCUCCUCCUUAUGUGCAGUUGACCUGAACUCGGACGGCCUCUCGGACCUGCUGGUCGGCGCGCCCAUGUUUUCUGAGAUCAGGGACGAGGGUCAAGUCACCGUCUACAUUAACAGAGGAAACGGGGCCCUGGAAGAGCAGCUGGUCCUGGAUGGUGACCGUGUCUACAACGCCCACUUUGGGGAGAGCAUCGCUGCGCUGGGGGACAUGGAUGACGACGGGUUCCCAGAUGUCGCCAUUGGGGCACCUAAAGAAAAUGACUUUGUAGGAGCUGUGUACAUCUACCACGGAGAUGCUGACGGGAUUGUGGCCCAGUAUUCCAUGAAACUGUCUGGACAGCAGAUAAACCCAAUGCUGCGGAUGUUUGGGCAGUCGAUCUCAGGAGGCGUCGAUAUGGAUGGAAAUGGUUAUCCAGAUGUGACCAUUGGGGCCUUCAUGUCGGACCACGUUGUGCUGCUGAGGGCCAGACCUGUCAUCACGGUGGACGUCUCCAUCUUCCUCCCAGCCUCCAUCAACAUCACGGCACCUCAGUGCUAUGACGGCCAGCAGUCGGUGAACUGCCUUAAUGUCACCGCCUGCUUCCGCUUCCGAGGCAAGCAUGUGCCAGGAGAAAUCGGCUUGAAUUAUGUCUUGACGGCGGAUGUGACCAAAAAGGAGAAGGGCCAACAGCCUCGGGUAUACUUCGUGUCUCUUGGAGAAACGAUGGGGCAGGUGUCUGAGAAGAUGCAGCUUUCCUUUAUGGAGGAGAAGUGUGAACACUACCAAGCUCACGUGAAGCGGAGGGUCAAGGACGUGAUCAGUCCAAUUGUGUUUGAAGCCGCCUACAGCCUUGGUGACCAUGUGAUUGGGAAAGAGCAGAAGGAGCUGCCUCCUCUUACACCCAUUCUUCGUUGGAAAAAGGGGCAGAAGAUUGCUCAGAAGAACCAGACUGUUUUUGAGAGGAAUUGUCACUCGGAAGACUGUGCGGCUGAUCUGAAGCUUCAGGGCAGACUGCUGCUCUCUGGUGUGGAUGCAGAAACACCAUACCUGGCCCUGGGAGCUGUGAAGAAUCUUUCUCUUAACAUUUCUAUCUCCAACCUGGGGGAUGAUGCCUAUGAUGCCAAUGUCUCCUUCAAUGUUUCUCGUGAGCUAUUUUUCAUCAACAUGUGGCAAAAGGAGGAGAUGGGUAUUUCCUGUGAAUUGCUGGAGUCCGACUUCCUCAAAUGCAGUGUAGGAUUUCCUUUCAUGAGGUCAAAGACCAAGUAUGAGUUCAGCGUGAUCUUUGACACUAGCCACCUGUCUGGGGAGGAGGAAACCCUGAAAUUUCUAGUGACUGCUCAAAGUGGCAACGUAGAGCGCUCUGACUCACUGCAUGACAACAGCCUCGUCCUGUCAGUGCCCCUGGUGCAUGAAGUGGACACGUCCGUUGCUGGAGUCGUAUCCCCCACUUCCUUCAUGUACGGCGAAUCCAUCGAGGCGUCCAACUUCAUUCACCUGGAGGACUGGGAAUGCCAGUAUCAGCCUCUCAACAUCACCCUGCAGGUUUAUAACACUGGACCAAGCACGCUCCCUGGCUUGUCGCUCAACUUCUGGAUCCCCGACCGGCUUUCUGCAGGAGACGUCGAGAUGUUUCUCAUCCAGGAGGUGAUGGUUGGUCAAGAGAAAGGAAACUGCUCUUUUCAAAAGAACCCAACUCCCUGCAUUAUCCCUCAAGAACAGGAAAACAUUUUCCACACAAUAUUUGCAUUUUUCACCAAGUCUGGACGCAAAGUACUGGACUGUAACAGAGCUGGCACCCCAUGCCUAAGCAUCCAGUGCAACCUGAGUGCAUUGGCCAAAGAGGAGAGCCGUAGCGUUGACCUUUACAUGCUCCUGAACACAGAGAUAUUGAAGAAGGAUAGCUCAUCAGUCAUCCAAUUUGUGACCCGAGCCAAAGUGAAAGUGGAUGCUACUCUUAGGGUGGUGGAAAUAGCCAACGGGAACCCAGAAGAGAUCACAGUGGUCUUUGAAGCACUGCACAAUUUGGAGCCUCGUGGUUAUGUUGUGGGCUGGAUUAUUGCCAUCAGCUUGCUGGUGGGCAUCCUCAUCUUUUUGUUACUGGCCGUGCUCUUGUGGAAGAUGGGCUUCUUUCGAAGAAGGUACAAAGAAAUUAUCGAAGCUGAGAAAAACCGGAAAGAGAAUGAAGAGAGUUGGGACUGGGUUCAGAAAAACCAGUGAGAUGCCAUGCAAAUGCCACUGGUCACGUGCCACCAUGCCUGCUCACCUGUUGUCCCUGUUCUUUGUAUCUUCCAUAUGUGGAAGAAAGAAUCUUCUCCAGAUUUUUCGGAGGCCCGUCGAUGCAGUCUUGUUCCUCGUUCUACCAAGCAAGGGAGCAGAUCCCGAGGCCGCCCCUGCAGCCCUGGCACGUGACCUGAGCAGCACACUGAGGCUGGAACGGGUGAAUUCUGAACUCCAGAGAGCAAGCUGUGUGCUGAGCAAUAUUUAUGAGUCCAACGUAUGUGGUAAACCCUCAGGGGAAGACUGUUGUUGCCUAGAAGUAUUUUUUAUAAAUACAAGCCUUUUAUACUGAUUAUGUCUUUAUAUUUGUAUCAAUGUUUUAUUAUUUCUAUUAAAUAGCUAUAGUUCACUCAAGCACUGAUUUCUGGCUGAAACCUGGGAAAUACAUACAUAUAUAUAUAUACAUAUGUGUGUGUGUAUAAAUAUAUUUUAAAAACCUAUUGUAUGUUUGAACUUACUGCCCAACGGACUUGCAGAUGAAAUGAGCUAAAGGAAAUUUUUAUUGUCUCUUAUAGAAAAACAACAGGGCUGGCACUGCCGUGUACCGGUGGCAUAUGGUGGUGCCAUGUACAGUGUGAUGUGUAAGCCACGUGUGGUGGUGACAUGCUGCAGCCUCUGUGUAUUUCUCUCACUGCAGUCUCAAUGUAAGUUGGGUGUGAAUGGAACCCUGAGGGCUUUUCACCAAUGCUGUUUGCUCAAAGAGAUCCAUCACCUCCGGAAGGGGGAGAAACAAGAUCUGGCCUACCUUGCCUUCAUUUGGUGGAGAAUCUCACUUCUGUGGGAAGACUGGAUUAGGAGCAUGAGAGAGAGGCCUUAUGACUUCCAUGAGGGUGAUGCUGGCAGAAAUCCUUGCCCUGGAUCUCAUCUGUGUCAUUGAGAUGCCAUACCCAAACCUUCAGGGCCAGUGAACUCCAUCGGGCCAUCUGAGAUACCUGCAAGCCUGGGAUGGGGCACCAGCUGCCACUUUGCCUUCCUCCUCUUCUUGUUGUGGGCAGUCAUUAAAGCUUCAUCCCUAAGCUGCCCAGGCAGCCAGCCCUGAAAGUUCGAUCUCACAAUAAAAGCACACUGGCAGGUGCUGUGAGGUAGACAGGUCAGUGGGGUGUGUUGCCCUCACUGUCAAGGCUCCUGCUUUGGAAGGAUUUGACUUCUGCUGCUGUAUUUGAAAUCCUGAGCUGUUUUCUAUGAGAAGGUUUUGUCUCAGAUGUAGAAGUGCUGGAAUCUCCCUGGCAGAGCCAUCUUUUUCAGGUGUAUGGUGGGCUCAGUUUGAGCAGAUCCAGAUAGACCCACACUAGGAGUCGUGGCACCAGCCCCAUAAUAGAGAGAGCUCCCCAUGCCCAGCUGGACGCAGCCAGUAUCUGAUGCAAGUAGAGGACUCAUGUCCCAGAGGCCCCUACUUAUUGAAGCCUUGUGCCUGUGAUGAGUCGGCCGAGGCCUGCUUCGAGGACAGAGGGAGAAGCUGUCAGGGGCCCCUACUUAUCGAAGCCUUGUGCCUGUGAUGAGUUGGCUGAGGCCUGCUUCGAGGACAGAGGAAGAAGCUGUCAGGGGCCAUCACAAAGCAAGUCCUACGUCCUGGCGAUGCCGGCCCAGCAGCCACCAGCUGAGUUCCUCAGCUCCCUCUCACUCUGCCUCUUAUAUCUGAUAAUGUUUUGUUCUUGCUGCACUUUCCUGCCAUUGAAAUUAAAUGCAUUUUGUCAUAGAAGAAUCAUUUAUUUGACCUUUCCUUACAUCAGAGCAGAUGAUGGGAACCUUUGGAGAGAGAGAAUAAAUGGAAUUCCCCUGGCCAUGAAGGCCACAAGGAUGUUUCAUCACCAGUCUUUGGCCUGUUUGGAGGGGAUUAUGUUUGGAUCAAACCUAUACACAGGGAAAUGCUUCAUGCAGCUGGAAGACUUCGUCCCUGAUGUUUUCCCAGAAUGACCAAAAAGGAGGGGGAUUGGGUGAUGUCAUGCUGUAUCACUACAGGCAACACAUUCCCUUGGAAGGUAUGGGAAAGUCUGGCUUGUGGUGAGGGGGGGGGGGUGGCUUCCAUGGGCAGUCUUUUAUUGGCUUCCUUCUUGAAUUUUCUUUAAUAAAUCAAUAGAUAUGAGUCUGUUAGCUCAUGAUGACAAACACAUCAGCUCCUAUGGCCAGAAACUUUUUUAGAUUCCUCCCCCCUGCCAUUACCACCAUGCAAGAAAUUGACCCCUUUGGAAUAAUUAGGAAGGCAAUGUGCCCUUACAAACAGGAAGGCCCAAGGUCAAGACCCACUGGUGAUUCACUAGGAUAAGUCCUAGCAACUCUCAGUCCUUUGGGUGAGGCUUUGAGACUUUUCAGUUGCAGAGAAGAUGCCGAUUUGUAUUUGUAGACUUCGAAGUUCUCCUUAAAUAUGAAAUCCUGUGUCCAGUUCCAAUCAUCAUCCCCAAGAAGCAUGAUUGGCACCCCCAAAUCAGUUUCAGUUGGAAGAAUCUUAGGACCUCAGAUGUAGAGCUAGAGGACCUUCAAGGUCCAACCCCCUCACUUUACAGGUAAGGGAACUGAGAUCCAUGAGAUGAAUCAACUUGUCCAAUGUCCCACUGGUAGUAAGCUAUAGAGCUGGGAUUUGAAACCUUGGCAUUGGCCUCCAAAUGAGGUGCUCUUUACCUUAUUUUACAUAAGGAGAAGCAAUGAAAUGUGGGGGCUUCCAUUUAAGAGUGCCAAAGCCCUUAGCUGGGCUCAUUCCCACAGAUCAGUAUCCCAGAGCCCUGCAGUUUCAUCAGCAUGCUGAUCUCCCCACCAUGCGGAUUGUAGCUCUUCCGUAAGUUAGUCUUACAGAGAGACAGAUGCCUGAGACUGAGAGGGAUUGUGACUUGCCCAUUGACACACAGCAGGUAAAUGUCAGUCGAACCUGAGUUUUCCCUCAAGAAUAAAGAAUAGUUUCCCACCGUGCCAGUUUGCUCUAAGCAAAUAUGGAUGCCAGGCAAAAGAUAAUGCUUGAAAGGAAUGGUGAGCUGUGGCUUACUGAAGUAGGGGGGUUGAAAAGUCCAGCCUACUGUAAGAAAUGCCUCAGAGUGGGGCAGGUGGUCCCACCAGAAUCCUCCGUAGAGCCUGCUGACCCCUUCAUCAAAUCAGGUAACACGUCAGUGUCUCCCAGCAGCUUCUCCGAGGGUUUCCCCAGCUUCCACCUAGUUGGUGGUUUGGGGCCCAUGAGUAGAAUGUAAGCCUGGUGAGGCAGGAAGUGGUUAGGCCUUUGCUUCUGUAUUCCCAGUGUCUGACACAUAGUAGGAGUUUAAUUAGGGCUUGUUGAAUUGAAUGAGUAAGGUGUGGUUUCUCUGUGUUCUCAGUAAUAUUCAUUGUGGGUUUUCUCCUCUCUUGCUCCCAGGUAAGGUAGCUGACUUCACAAACAUACCUGUGACCCAGUCCCACUGGUAGCAAUAUCUUCUGCUUUCCUCCCAAUGUAUUACCUAAGGUUUUUGUUGACCUUCAGAGAGAAUAAAAUGUUUACUAGCUUCAAAAGAGGACUUUUUGCUUUAGAAGGUAGCAAAAGCAAUGCCUCCUGUUUGGGGCUGACUCUCUGCCGUGUGACCCCCAGGAGAAAUGAGUUCCAUAAGGUGAGAUUUUGACUCUUCGUGUAAAAUCACUCAGGAAGUCCUUGAAAACAGGGGUGCAUUAGCAAGAGCUGCCUAGGAAGCCUUUCCUUCUGCUUUAUUGUAAAAAGGCCUGGGGUCAUCAUUCCUUACCAGGCAGGUCACUAAAGACCUCAGUGGGCAGGCCUUCAGAAGCCCCUUUAAGCCUCAGCAAGGGUCUACGGACGGCUCAUUGUCUUUGUGAAGGAUACAAUGGAAAAUCACGUUGGUAUCAAGAGUUAUGUGGCUCUUGCCUCCUGAGCUACAGGGAAGGAGAUAAGUGAGGAGCAACAUCCUUCCCAGGAAACCCCCAGCACCUGUUUUCAUUGAGUCAGGAAAGGAAUUAACAGAGGGGUCCAUGUCAAGGCCAAUAUCUCCCAAAUGGAACUCUCAGAUUUGCCUUGGGUGAGCCAGAGUGCCUAAGCUGAGUGCCAUUUGUAGAUUAGGGAUGUUAAAUAUAAAUUUUUUUUUAUCAGAUUAAAUGUAUAAGGUUUCAACUCUUCCCUAACUUGAGGGGCAUUACGUAAAGAAGGAGUUUUUUUCGGGGCAAGGGAUAGAGGAAAUCCUUUAGCUAACAGUAGACAGAAAAAUAGGAUGUUUUUCAAAAUGCUCCAAGUGUGUAAGAUGUUAUUUGUAUUUUUAGAGUAAUGUUUCACAUUAAUAUAUAAAAUAUGCACAUUAAAGAAUGAAUAAAAGAAUCCUUGGUUAAGUGUGCGAUAAGGAAGCAAUAAUCCUCACUGUCCCUAUCACUUUGAAAGGAAUGGUAAUUCCCAGUUUGAUAUUGAAUGUCUUCUGUGUUUUUGGUCUGUUUGGGGAAUGGGGCCCAAUUCUGAAGCCAAUAAAGGUGCGGUGAGACCUGGUGAUCAAGAAUGGAAGCUUCGCUUGAGGAUUGGGCUGAUCCUAAUGGAAGGGGGCUCACUGUCAAUGCUUCACUUUCUAAACCUCACUAAUGGACAGAGAAACUGUAAAUUUCCCUCAUGAAUGUUGCUGGGAGGGGCCGCUCCCUCUCCUGAUUUUGCCUGUAUUUGCAUUUCUAUGGUCACUUAUUUUUGAAUUCACUUGCACUGUUUUGGAAAUGCCAGGUUUACAAAAAUUCAUGUUUGGAAUAAAAGAGAAAAAAGAUGUAAA